AUGGAAAAGAUACUAGAACGCUAUGAUCGCUAUUUGUACGCAGAUAAACAACUUGUUGGCCGAGACAUUUCACAGAGUGAAAAUUGGGUUCUUGAACAUGCUAAGCUCAAGGCAAGAGUUGAGGUACUUGAGAAGAACAAAAGGAAUUUUAUGGGGGAAGAUCUUGAAUCGUUGAGUUUAAAGGAGCUUCAAAGCUUGGAGCAUCAGCUCGAUACUGCUAUCAAGAGCAUUAGGUCAAGAAAGAACCAAGCUAUGUUUGAAUCCAUAUCAGCGCUCCAGAAGAAGGAUAAGGCCUUGCAAGAUCACAAUAAUACGCUUCUCAAGAAGAUUAAGGAGAAGGAGAAGAAAACGGGUCAUCAAGAAGAACAAUUAAUCCAAUGCUCCAACAAUUCCUCAAUUCUUCACCCCCAAUACUGUUUAUCCUCCUCCAGAGAUGGCUUUGUGGGAAGAGUUGGGGGAGAGAACGGUGGUGCAUCGUCGUUGACGCAACCAACCUCUCUUCUUCCCGCUUGGAUGUUACUCCCUACGACGAAUGAGUAG
Molecule: messenger RNA, 540 nt
Organism: Eruca vesicaria subsp. sativa (arugula)
Lineage: Eukaryota; Viridiplantae; Streptophyta; Magnoliopsida; Brassicales; Brassicaceae
Source: the annotation of a GenBank genome assembly